Messenger RNA from Blastocystis hominis, 699 nucleotides. RefSeq lists its product as hypothetical. Bases 1 to 699 code for a protein of 232 amino acids. The transcript is spliced from 3 exons. The record is from RefSeq and is a predicted model, not a curated record. NCBI's taxonomy places the organism in Eukaryota, Bigyra, Opalinata, Blastocystidae.
AUGUGUCGGACUCAGACAGCCAAGCAUUCAGACGCGCUCAAUCCCGAGUGCGCGACUAUGUUUUUCCGCCGCCCAGUUCAGUCAUACUGCGACGUUGGCUGCGCGGACGGCUUCAUCACAGUCGCUAUUGGAAACUACCUGCACUUAUCGCCGACUCAGAUUUUUGGGUGCGAUGUUCGCGACCUUCCUCCUGAGGGAAACAAGUUCCAAUUCAAGUAUUAUGAUGGGCAGAAGCUUCCGUAUAUGAACAAUUCUUUUGAUGUAAUGACGAUCUAUAUGGUCAUGCAUCAUAUCCCUCAUAUCCAAUCCUUCAUUAAGGAGCUUUAUCGAGUCUUGAAGAAUGGGGGAUAUCUCGUGAUUCGGGAGCAUGAUUGCAACCCCGAAGACAUGAGAAUGUUUUUAGAUAUUCAGCACGGUCUUUAUGCUCUGGUUUUGUCUCCCAUUGUUGAGACUCCCGACUUUUGUACGACUUUCCAGACCUACUAUAAGAGUCGCACACAAUGGAGAGAAAUGUUGUGCGACGCUGGAUUUACGGAAAUAACAAGUGACUCAAUCUCUGAAGAAAAUAGGAGAGAUUUCAAUCGAUUGACACAUGGAAGGAUUGGAACUAGUCGACCAAACGGAGAAAUCGCCAACUUAUUGAACACCUAUUAUGGACAAGGAUUUGGAAAGAAGCAAAAGGAGGAAUUAUGGCGAUAG